Exophiala spinifera is the source of this 1326-nucleotide messenger RNA. RefSeq lists its product as uncharacterized. Lineage: Eukaryota; Fungi; Ascomycota; Eurotiomycetes; Chaetothyriales; Herpotrichiellaceae. The record is from RefSeq and is a predicted model, not a curated record. The transcript has a single exon. Bases 1 to 1326 code for a protein of 441 amino acids.
AUGGCACAGAAGAUGAGAUUCACCAGCAGUACGCCUGCCUCGCUGGCAGAAGUAUGCAAGUUGGCAUGGCACACAUUCUACGGCAUGCAGAAGGUAUCAGAGGACUUUGAAAACCUCCGUUUCGAGGUCUGGACCAUUGCAAUCAGCCUGGACUCAUUACACAGCGUCGGCACAACGUCAACGCUCAUUGACCGUCAGCCAGACAGGGCACGCUGGGCGUUGACAUUCACCAAGAUCCUGACCUCUCUGGGGUCGGCAUUACGACCACUUCACAACCUCGUCAGACUGUACCUGUCCAGUUCGACCAAGGAACGCGCUAUCGUGAAGAAUUGGCUCACGCACCCGGAAUGCACGUACGAAGGAGCGACGAUUCAAGACUUUCGACGGAAGCUGUCCAUGUUGGUCGAGAGUUUGAACGUGUUUCUCUCAUGCCUCACACACGCCGAACUCGCCAGAGCCAAAGACGUGUCCGAGACCGAGGAGUGGCGGGUUCUGUCCGAGGUCACCAAGAACGUCCUUCACAAAUGGGACUCGGACGUGGCCACAGGCAUCAGACGGCCGACGGACAGGAUUGCCCGACCCAUCGAACCACCGGGUUAUGUCAGCGAAGAUGUCCGCAGCUACAUCACGCCGCUGCUGAAUAACGGAUCACCAGGGUUGGGAGUGCAGACGAUCCCGGAACCUCCGCCGUCUCCGAUGCCGCCGACACGACCAAGAUUCGACCCAAACACUCAACACCACCAACCCAGCGGCGUGUCGAAUCUGGACGACAUUGAGCACGGGUUCCGAAGCCACAUGCACGCCAUGCGUCGUAUCCGCGAGCAACUCCGCCAGCAGAAGAUGAACAACCAUGGCCUCACAGACCAGAGUUCCAGGCACUUCCCGGAGACACACAGCAACCACGAGCACCGCUUAGGUGGUCUACCUCCGCCGACGCCGACCACGCCAACACUGCAACGCAAGCCCACAGACUCCUCUCAGGCCGAUAACUCCGUAGACUACGCCGACGCCUCGAGCUGCGGUGGUUCAAGUUCUCUCCAAACUUCAGAGACUGGCAGCGUCAUCUCCAGCUACCGCGGCAACGCCGACGAAGAUGUGAAGCCGGUCAUCGUCGGAGUGGUAGUUCCACACCAACAGCGAUCCCCGGAGCGGCAUGAGCGGAAAAGAAGACGACAGGCCCAGUACCGCUUCAAGACCGGCCUGGAAGAUUCUCAGUCCGGCGGGUCGAGUGACGAUUCAGCCUCAGACGAGGUUCCCGGCGUGCAGUCGCGACCGAAAUCUGCGCUGGAACAGUUGCUAACCACGGCACUGUUCUUCGACCAGUAG